Molecule: messenger RNA, 1540 nt
Organism: Alosa sapidissima (American shad)
Lineage: Eukaryota; Metazoa; Chordata; Actinopteri; Clupeiformes; Clupeidae
Exons: 6
Coding region: 410-1138 (242 amino acids)
Biological process (GO): response to bacterium
Source: RefSeq, a predicted model, not a curated record
GUGUGUGUGUUUGUGUAUGAGAGGGGACCUGAAAAAUGGGCCUCAUGGUAAAAUAAAAGACUACUUGAGACUCUUGUUGGUGGAAAAACAGGGUGAUGUUAUCUAUAAAACAGGGUGAUCGCUGUGACGGGAUGUGUGUUGUGGUUGAUGAUGCUAAGAACACACGAGUUGAGAACAUAACCCCCCUGCCUUAAGACACUCCUACACUGCACACACACACACACACACACGCAUGCACAUACACACAUAAAUUGAGGACAUAACCCCCUGCCUUAAGACACUCCUACACUGCACACACACACACACACACGCAUGCACAUACACACACAAGUUGAGGACAUAACCCCCUGCCUUAAGACACUCCUACACUGCACAUGCACACACACACACGCACACACACACAUGCACUAUGGUGAACAGCCUGGCUUUCUGUAGAAUGGGUGUGCUGCUGGCUGUGUUCUCCAUGUCCAUGUCCACCUCAGUGGUGGUGCGUGAGGGUCAGUCGGUCCAGAUGAACUGUUCCCAUAGCGUGAGUGUGGAUGGGUUUAACUCAUUCAUCUGGCUGAAGCAACCCAGCCGGUCACCUCCAGUAUGUAUCCUGACCAUAAACUACUACCAAGGGCCCGACCGACUGAAAACAGAAUCCAUGAAGCCCUCUGCACGCUAUCAUAAUGGCUAUAGCGACGCUAACGCUAGCUGGACUCUGAAUGCACUGGCCUCCAUGUCUGCGUUAGAGAUCAGGAAUGUGAGUGUGUCUGACUCUGGACUUUACUACUGUGGGAAGAGUGAAGACGGAUGCAUGGACUUCCACAAUGUCACCUACUUAACCGUCACAGAUGAGUCUGACGCUGAACUUCUAGACACAGCAGAGGAGGGGCGGAGCUGGGAGUGUGGAACUGUGGUUCUAGUCCUGGGGGUUCUAAGUGCUGUUCUCAGUUUAGUGCUGGUCAUCCUGAUCCUGACCAAGUGCAGAGGUGGACAGAACUCAGCCUCUGGUCAUCACACAUCAUCUCCACCUGACCAGAUGCAGGAUUCAGACUCUCUGAACUAUGCAGCUCUGAGUGUCUCUGCCAACAAGAAGAGAAGAAGCAACUUACAGACUGACCACUCACAUGUGUUAUACGCAGCCACUAGAUAAAUGCUGAGUCAUGUGUGUUAUACGCAGCCACUAGAUAAAUGCUGAGUCAUGUGUGUUGUAUGCAGCCACUAGAUAAAUGCUGAGUCAUGUGUGUUGUAUACUGUCACUAUACUGUAUUUAUACAGCUCUGGAAACCAGACCUCUUAAGGAGACCACUGCACAUUUUUCUGAUGUCAUCCUAUGAUUGCUGAGUGAGUUGAAAAAUGAGUUGAUGGCCAUAUUCAAAUUUGCAGUGGACUCUUAAUUUUGAAUAUGACCGUCAACUCAUUCGAAUGUCAUUCAGCGACCUCAGCGUAGGAUGACAUCAGAAAAAUGUACAGUGGUCUCUUAAUUUUGUCAAGAGCUGAAUAUAUACACUGCUCACAUACAUUAUACAAUCACUGGAAUUGUAAUUUGAAAAUA